Messenger RNA from Penaeus monodon (black tiger shrimp), 1184 nucleotides. RefSeq names its product sialin-like. Gene Ontology annotation, molecular function: transmembrane transporter activity. Gene Ontology annotation, biological process: transmembrane transport; monoatomic anion transport. The record is from RefSeq and is a predicted model, not a curated record. Lineage: Eukaryota; Metazoa; Arthropoda; Malacostraca; Decapoda; Penaeidae.
AAAGUCGCCAUACCUUGGUUAGACAUUCUGAAGUCCGUACCCUUCUGGUCACUCAUGAUAGCUGCCCUGGGAUACAACUACGGUUUCUACACUCUGCUCACAGAACUCCCCACUUACCUCAGCAACAUCCAGCACUUAGAUAUGGCGAGCAGCGGCUUCAUGUCUGCUCUGCCGUAUUUAGUCAUGAUGGUUGCAACGAUCCUCUGGGGUCAGCUGAUGCACCUUCUCUUAUCAGCUGAUAAGAUCUCGGUGCUCAUGGUCAGGAAGGUCUCCACAGCUGUUUGCAUGUACGUCCCGAUGGCGGCGCUGGUCGUCAUGUGCUUCGUGAACUGCGACGCGGCGCUGGCGCUGGCGGUGCUGUGCGUGGCGGUGGGCGCGAGCGGCACCAACUACAGCGGCGUGUCCAUCUCUGAGCAGGACAUCGCGCCCAACCUGGCCGGCACCCUCAAGGGCAUCACCAAUACUGUGGGCGCGGCGACGGGCAUCGUGGCGCCGAUGGUCACGGGCGCCAUCACGCAGGGCAAUCAAACGUUGGCUGCCUGGCGUAUCGUGUUCUUGAUUUCCGCAGCUCUGUACUUCCUCGUCACCAGCGUCUACUUGGCUUUCGCUACGGACAAGGUUCAGCCGUGGAAUUUCCCCAAAACGGAAAAGGAUUCCAGAAGGUUUUAAGUCGUGUAAUCUUUUAAAAUCUGAAAACAAUGGACCCCUACGCUUCUACACGCAAGCCACGUCCACAAUAAUACACAUCUAGCCUCUAAGUGAGUACUCUCAGCGGACGAGGGCAAGACGGAGGGCGAAAAAGUGACUACGCUAUCCAACCGGAGAUUACUGAGAGGUUGAAAUAAUAUUUAAUCCCCAAAGCCCGAAGAAUAAUAGAGUGGACUUUUAGAUAAACCGCAUGGCCCACGAUUCCACACAGAUUAAGCCACUUUGGUCGAAGAAACGCACUAGAGACUGAACUACAACCAAGAAAAGACAACUCUAAUAUAGAGCUAAGUACUUGAUUACUAUUGCCGAAGACUUUACACGGACUGUUACUAUUGCCAAAAAAGUAGUCAAACGUUGAGCCAAUAUUUAGACUACAGUGACCGGGAACUACUCAACGAUCCGUUUUGAAUACAAACUCCAUUUAUCUAUAUCACUGUAUGUUGUACUCCUGUGAUACAUUAAAUAUCUUAUGGCAA